CGCAACAACAUGCUCGGUGGUGUCAAUCGAGCAACGGAACAAGAAAUCUUUCUUGAAGAACAAAUUUUGGCAUCACCAUAUGGUAUCCGAAGUGAUCUUUCCAUACAUUUCAUUCCAUCAUCCCGCCAUGUCCAUCUCGUCUUCUAAAACUCUCAAGGCGUUUCUCGCCGUUGUGUUCGUUAUUGUUGCUUUCUCUUCCCCAUCUCACGGGGGUGAAACCAAGGCACCUAAGAAGAAAUCCAAGGCAUCGAAAAAGAAUAAGAAUAAGAAAUCCAAUGGCAAAAGUCCGAAGAACGUCGGUGGAACAAACAAAGAACCGCCAAGCUUGAUUUUUCAAUUCGAUUCUGUGCGAAUGAUGUCGCAAGGUAUUAUCACUCUUGGUAACGAGGUCAAGACUAUCGAUCUGAACGAUCCUACUUCUGGUGUACCCUCAAUGAUGGGUGCUACUAUUGUCAACCAUUUCAGUCUUUUCCGAAUUGGAAGCAUCAACAAGGACAACGUUGCCAGCAAGGCCACMGAUGCAUCGGCCAUGGUUGGUAGAGCCACGGUUACGUGCACCGUUACAGAUUACAACCCAAUCAAUUACGAACCAGAACAAGGCAAUUGUAUGCUAGCGUUCGAUUUCGAGCUCAAGGGCGUCAAUUCAUCCAUCAUUGGGCUUUUUUCCGGCGAUAUCAACCCCAACCCCAACCCCAACACCUCCCCAACCCCAAUAUACCAGGGCGUCAUUUCCGGUGGAACUGGAAACUUGCUUGAUUACCAUAGCGGGUACUUCAACUUUGAUAGAACGAUUUUUGACCCUAUCGAUGGUGAAGUUUAUGUUCUAGAACAGAUUCGUUUCUAUCCCAAAAAAAAUAAUUGAUUUGAAUUCCAAAAAGUAAGUUUUGUCUGCUAUGAUAUUUAUAUGUUACUAACAAAUGAAUGGCAAACGAAGUAAACAAAACUUGCAAAU
Pseudo-nitzschia multistriata is the source of this 952-nucleotide messenger RNA. The record is from the annotation of a GenBank genome assembly. Lineage: Eukaryota; Bacillariophyta; Bacillariophyceae; Bacillariales; Bacillariaceae.